This is a messenger RNA of Talpa occidentalis (Iberian mole), 1883 nucleotides long. It is a transcript of the gene TRAM1L1, whose product is annotated as translocation associated membrane protein 1 like 1. The record is from RefSeq and is a predicted model, not a curated record. Gene Ontology annotation, cellular component: endoplasmic reticulum membrane. NCBI's taxonomy places the organism in Eukaryota, Metazoa, Chordata, Mammalia, Eulipotyphla, Talpidae. Gene Ontology annotation, biological process: protein insertion into ER membrane; SRP-dependent cotranslational protein targeting to membrane, translocation. The transcript has a single exon. The coding region runs from base 30 to 1142 and encodes 370 amino acids.
GCGGCGGUGAGUGUCGGGGGCGCGCGGCCAUGGCCUUUCGCAAGAAGAGCGCCAAGAACCCCCCGGUCCUGAGCCAGGAGUUCAUCCUGCAGAAUCACGCGGACCUCGUCGCCUGCCUGGGGAUGUUCUUCGUGCUGGGGCUCAUGUUCGAGGGGACCGCCGAGGUGUCCAUCGUGUUCAUCACGCUGCAGCACAGCGUCUCCGCCCCGGGCGCGCAGGGGCCGGCCUCGGAGGCCAGGUCCCUGUACCAGUACGGCGUCAAGGAUCUGGCCACCGUCUUCUUCUACAUGCUCGUGGUCAUCAUCCUGCACGCCACCCUGCAGGAGUACGUGCUGGAUAAAUUCAACAGGCGGAUGCAGUUCCCCAAAGCGAAACAGAGCCGGUUCAAUGAGUCCGGGCAGUUCAGUGCGUUCUACCUGGUGUCCUGCGUCUGGGGCACCUUCAUCCUGGCCUCCGAGGACUGCCUGGCCGACCCCGCGCUGCUGUGGCGAGCCCGCGCCCACCGCGUGAUGACCUUCCAGAUGAAGUUCUUCUACAUAGCGCAGCUGGCCUACUGGUUCCACGCCUUCCCCGAGCUCUACUUCCAGAGGACCAAGAAACAGGACCUCCCCCGCCAGCUGGUCUACAUCGGGCUGCACCUCUUCCACAUCGCGGGCGCGUACCUGCUGUACCUCAACCACCUGGGGCUGCUGCUGCUGAUGCUGCACUAUUUUGUGGAGUUUCUCUCCCACAUCUGCGACCUGUUGUACUUCAGUGAUGACAGGUACCAGAAGGAGCUCUCUCUCUGGGCAGUCGUGUUCAUUCUGGGGCGGCUCGUGACGCUCAUGGUUUCUGCCGUCACCGUGGGCUUCCACCUGGCCGGAGCGCAGAGCCCCGGCCCCGACGCCCUGGCCGGAGACGUGAAUGUGCUGGCAGCCAAAAUCGCCGUCCUGGCGUCCAGUUGCACCAUCCAAGCCUACAUCACCUGGAAUCUGUUUAGCGCCCAACUUCAGAGGUGGGUGAGAGAAGAGGCCACUCUCCAGGCCCCAAGUGGGAAGAAGAAACGGACUAAAGGCCGGUCCUCGAGAAAAGGAACAGAAAACGGGGUGGCCACUUCCAGUAGAGUAGACUCUCCCCAUAAGAGGAAAGAGAAAUCUUCGUAAUGAAUUACAAACUAGUGGAUUCAUGUCCCCAAAGAAGUCUACUCUUGAUUAGCAGAUACUUUUCUGCACUGGAGACUUUUUGGUUCUUGAAAAUAGUUUGUGCUGUCCUUGAUUUUUGCUAUUGUACUGUGUAAUGUAUGUUUUUAAAAGCCUUAGAGAGGGGAGAAUCAUUAUUAUGAGUGGGGGGAAAGUGAUGAUUUUUAACUAAGCAACUUGUCCUCAAAAUAAUUUUGGGAUCACCACUGUUUUUUUUUUGUUGUUGUUUUUUUGUUUUUUUGUUUUUCAUCUUUGAACCUUUUCCUAAUGAUUUAUAGAGAUGACUAUACAAUUCUUGUGUAUCAGUGGCACAAUUUCUUGCUUCCACCAAUCUUUUAUAACACUAGCAAGAUGGUCGGUUACAACAAUUUUCAUGUUCUCUUUCAGAAUAUAAUGAAAAUAAUAUACAGGGGGGAUCAACGUCAAUAAUUUUUCAGUGUUCUCCAAUUUCUUAGAAUUUUUUUAAUUUAGAAUUUACAGCUGAAGAAAAGAUUUGUAAAGCCACCAAGAUAAUAAUGUGUUUUAUAGCUAGUGGUUCAUAGUGUUACAUCCCCAUUAAAGAACCUAAAUACUAAUGGAUAAUGUGUGGAGAUUUAUUGUCAUACACCUAAUUAAUAUAAAAGUAUUAUUGAACAAAUACUUAUUCUUGUCCAUUAUAAACAAUUGUAAACUGGAAAUCAGAAAAUUAAAUAUUUACUGUGAGAA